Astrephomene gubernaculifera is the source of this 1320-nucleotide messenger RNA. The record is from the annotation of a GenBank genome assembly. Lineage: Eukaryota; Viridiplantae; Chlorophyta; Chlorophyceae; Chlamydomonadales; Astrephomenaceae.
GGAAGUAGUAUUUUGUUAACAAAGUCUUGACUAUCGCAGUCCGAUUGAAACUUGUGGGACUGCUAACUACCGUGACGGGAAAAUGGCCGCUUACGACGAGGCGGUUAAAGCAAAGGUCUUGAAGCAGGUGGAGUUCUACUUCUCGGACAGCAACUUACCCAAAGACAAGUUCCUGAAGGAGAAGAUUGCGGAGGACCCCGAGGGAUAUGUCGCGAUCAAUGUUAUUGCCGCCUUUGGGCGCAUGCGUGACACCCUGAAGCUGACGGCCACCACCCCCGCGGAGGUGCCCGAGGCGACCGUUGCGGCGGUUGCGGACAUGCUGUCCGGCUCCUCUUCGCUGCAGCUGGACGAGAGCAAGACCAAGAUCAAGCGGAAGGAGCCCCUGGCUAACGAGGCGGAGAUUGCCCGUGCGGUGGAUGCUCGCAGCAUCUACGCGCGCCCCUUCCCCAUGGACGCCACGGUGGACGCUAUCACGGAGUUCUUCAGCGGGCACGCGCCCGUGAACUGCGUGCGCAUGCGGCGCCACAUGCGCUCCAAGAUGUUCAAGGGCUCUGUGUUUGUCGAGUUUGCCAGCCUGGAGGAUGCUGAGAAGGUCAUGGCCCAGUCCCUGGAGUUUGCGGGUGCGCCCAUCCGGAUGCUCAAGAAGAUGGAGUAUGUGGAGUCGAAGCGUCAGCAGCGCAAGAACCGGUCUGGGGGCUUCAAGAACGAUGGGGACUUGUCGGACGACAGCAACAUUGGCAACGGACUGCCGGACGGCGUGGGCGGGGUGGUGGACUGCGGCGCCGUGACGUCGUCCCACGGCCAAAGGCAGCAGCAGCAGCAAGCCAAGCGGGCGCCAAAGCGCAAGCAGGAGGAGGAGCCGGAGGAGGAGCGCGAGUACGAUGAGGGGGACCUGGGCGACGGGCCCAGCGCCAAGCGCACCAAGCCGGCUCCGAAGGAGACCGCGGAGGAUGGGGCAGCAGCCGGGGAGGCGGAGGGUGGGGAUGAGGAGAUGGGCGAGGGAGAGGAGGGCGGUGAUGCCGAGCAGGCUCAGCCGUAUUUCACUGCAGGGUGCCUCAUUGGCUUCACGCUUGAAGCUGAGCUGCCCGAGCUGACUGGCCCACGGGUCAUUUCGGACGUCUUUGGUGGACGCGACAAGGUUCGCUUCGUUGAGCUCAACGCGGACCGCAAGGGCGGCUACCUGCGCUUUGUGUCUCCCGAGUUCGCGGCGGCGGCGCUGUCGGACUUUGAGGCGCGCGGCGAGGAGGCGCGGACCAUUGCCGGCAUCAAGGGCACCAUGAAGAAGGUGGAGGGCGAGGAGGAGGCGAGCUACCACAAGCG